Molecule: messenger RNA, 1451 nt
Organism: Orussus abietinus
Lineage: Eukaryota; Metazoa; Arthropoda; Insecta; Hymenoptera; Orussidae
Gene: GILT1
Product: GILT-like protein 1
Exons: 5
Coding region: 66-758 (230 amino acids)
Molecular function (GO): oxidoreductase activity, acting on a sulfur group of donors, disulfide as acceptor
Source: RefSeq, a predicted model, not a curated record
UAUGUUUCAGCUGGGAGUCAGGAUUUCCAAUGGAAUAUAAUCACUUGUCGUGAUUCCCAAGUACGAUGAAGUUCUACACGCUCGACGCUCUCCCCUCGAGAUCUCUGAUUACACUUGUUAUCAUCGCAUUAACUUUCCAUGGAUCAUCCGUCAAUGGUCAAGGGGUGAACGCGAAGAAAGUGAACGUCGAUUUAUAUUACGAAGCACUAUGUCCCGACAGCAUUAACUGGAUUAAAAAUCAGCUGGUACCGAAUUACGGAGAUUUAAAAGAAUUCAUCGAAAUCACAUUCGUGCCUUAUGGCAAAGCCUCGCAAACAAAGAAGGAGGACGGGAGCUGGGAAUUUGUUUGUCAACACGGACCCCCGGAGUGUUUUGGAAAUAAGGCCCAAGCAUGUGCCUUAAAUGAAAUCCAGUCCAUUUGCCAGGGCCAAUCCUGCCAGGAAAUGGCGAGCAAUCUCGUGGGUUGCGUAAUGUCCAGCAGUUAUCCUUCAACGGCAGUGGAACAUUGCGCCUCGAAGAUUAACAUCAACGCUGCCUCGAUAUCAAGAAUUAACGAAUGCGAGAAGAACUCUAAAGGCGACGAAUUAUUGGCCGCCAUGGGCGUAAAGACCUUUGCUCUUCAGCCAAGGCUCAGCUUUGUCCCGACCAUUGUUAUUAACAAGGCCUUUUCGCAAGAGAACCAGUCGGCUGCCUUGAAGAACUUUAAGAAACUCGUUUGCGACAACAUCGGGACUGUGGAGAAGCCGGCGGCCUGUUAAGGAGUCUUUUUUUCUCUCUCUUUUUUUCCUUUCCUUUUUUUCUUCGUUUGUGGAGAAACCGAACAGCAGUUGCUUCUUGAUGAUAAUUACAUUCGGUUGUGUCUAUUAUGGGAGAUUAGUAUACGGAAAUAUACGGUCGUCGACGUUCUGCAAAGUUGCUCUCUCUACCGGGCUUGUCAACAUUGUUUGGCAUCUCUGUUAUCGCUUUUGCAGCGAAGCGAGACCCUCGUUGUAGUUUUAAGUCGCUUGAAGGAGAUUAGCCCACUCUACUUUCUGCUGAAAAAUUGUUUAGACUUUCACUUUGAGGGGAAAAGUGGGAUUCCAUCCCCGGAUAGUAUCAAGGCAGCUGCAACGGGUCAUCGAUAGUGCAGGCUGCGUUUAGGAUUCUGCAAUCUCCUUUCUACGACAAGAAAAAUUAAACAAGAAGAUGCAGAGUCCGCAAUGAUUCACUCCUGAUGACAUGAAAUUCGACGAGAGUUCGGAGACAUUAGAUAAGAUCUCUGAAAGCGAUUUUAAGGACGUUCGAUCGUUCCUGAUAGCGAUUAUCUCGUUAACAGAUAUUCCGAUAUCGCAUUGGCUACGGACGUGUAAAUAAUUCCAAGACGGUUUGUCACGUUAAUUAGGAUGUAAUUGUCAAUAUUGAUUUACAUGUAUGUGCAAGUAAGGACGGGAUAUAAGCAAUUUUGCAAUGGA